Molecule: messenger RNA, 2790 nt
Organism: Protopterus annectens (West African lungfish)
Lineage: Eukaryota; Metazoa; Chordata; Ceratodontiformes; Protopteridae
Gene: INTS12
Product: integrator complex subunit 12
Exons: 7
Coding region: 149-1528 (459 amino acids)
Biological process (GO): snRNA 3'-end processing
Cellular component (GO): integrator complex
Source: RefSeq, a predicted model, not a curated record
CAAAUAGAGUGGAUACAUAUUUAACAGUGUUGAGUUUUACUUGUUCUGUGCAGUCAGUGCUUGGAUUAGUCUGAAGAUGAAUGUAUUAUGAGGGACAACUUUGUGGAAAUAUUCGAAGAUUCCUGUUGUAAAUGAAAAUAUCAGGUCCAUGGCACUCUCACUAAACUUGGAGCUGGAUCCUAUCUUUCUGAAGGCAUUAGGUUACCUUCAUUCCAAAAGUAAGGACUCUGCUGAAAAACUGAAGGCACUGCUAGACGAAUCCUUAGCAAGAGGAAAUGAUUUUACAUCUCGACCUCCCCAGAAGGAACCAGAAUUGCCAAAAGUGCCUGUCGCUAAAGCGAGUUCCAUCAAGCAGGAAUCUAAACCGCCCACGUUAAGCAAUAACAAUGGCAAAGCUGCUGGGACUGAAAAGGUCAAGAAAGAAGCCGAGAAGAGGCCUGCUGAAAAGCUGAAAACAGAAUCUCCAGAAGGGGUUGAACCUCAAAAGAAACUGAAGCUUGAUAAACCAGAAAACCAGUCAUCCCCUAUCACUGUUCAGACUAACAAAGACCUGCCAAUAUCAGAUCUGUCGAACUUCGAAGAGACCAGUGCUGAGGACUUUGCCAUGGAAAUGGGUUUGGCUUGUGUUGUCUGUCGUCAGAUGAUGGUAACCUCUGGUAAUCAGUUGGUGGAGUGCCAAGAGUGCCAUAAUCUAUACCACCAGGAAUGCCAUAAGCCACAGGUGACUGACAAGGACGUGAAUGAUCCACGUCUGGUAUGGUACUGCGCUCGUUGCACCAGACAGAUGAAAAGAAUGGCUCAAAAGACACAGAAGCCACCACAGAAAACAUCACCAUCGCUAAUAUCUGCUGUUCCAGCAGUGAAGGAUCCACUAGUCAAGAAGCCAGAAAUAAAGCUAAAGCAGGAAACACCUACCACCUUUCAGGCAUUUAAACGUACAGAAGUCAAGCCACCAGCAAAUGCUUCUGGAAACUCAUCCAGCUCCAGCUUAGUUUCUGCUGCAUCGACAAGUGGUCUCACAGGGUGGGCUGCCUUCGGAGCCAAAACAUCAACUGCACCAUCCACAACCAAGCUUGGAACUGCAGUCCAGAGUAUCCAGAGUACAAGUGGAAAAAAUUCUGUGCCUCCUGCUGGACAGAAACCUUUAGGUUUGUCUGGCUUAGCAACUCCUAAAGUUGUGCCGGUAUCGAAAGGAACUUCAAACAAUAACACAAGCACAGUUUCCUUGAAACCUCCACCUUCCCUGACCCUGGGCAAACCAGGUCUUAAUCGUUCCUCUAGCAGUGACAAUGUUAGUAAAGUAGGUCAAUCAGCAAGCAACUCUUCAGGAAGCAACAACCAAACAAGUACUGGGAAUGGAGGGAGCACAGUUGCAGGAAGUAGUGGGAACAAUGGCGCAAAACCUGCAUCAGCAGAACAGUCUUCUUCAGCUCCUAAAGGUCCGACUUCUCAGGAAUCCCAGCUGAAUGCCAUGAAAAGGUUACAGAUGGUUAAGAAAAAAGCUGCACAAAAGAAGCUUAGAAGAUAACAUUGGACAGUGUUCAUGUCAUGUAAAGCAGCAUCAUAGUGAGAAAAAUCUCCAUAUUUUUACUAAAAAUUUUUGCACACGUCUUUUUCUGUGCAUUUCUGUGAUCUGUUUUCCUUCCUCAAUCCUUUGCUUGACCAUCUAGUCCAACCCAGCACCCCAUUGAUUUCCUUCAGGUGGCAGCCCUAUGGCCCAUUCAUUCUUCCAGGGCAAGAGCUGAAUAAACUGUGUAUGAGCCUUGUCCUCCCUACCUAACCCUUCCCUGUGGCAGCUAAUGAACUCUAUAAUUGCUGUUCAUACAAAUGCCAACCUCAUGGUAAGUAGUACAACACUACAGCAUAGACUCAUUAGGCUCACUGCUGCAGGUGAUACUCUUGCACUCUAGCAGGUGUUGGCAGUACAGCAAACCAUGCUGCCAUGUACUCUCAAUGGGUGAAUUGCAGCACUUGUUCCUUUAGUCAAACAUUGCUCAUCUGGAUUGCAGUCAGGGUUUUAUUCCUCUAAGUCAUGUGGCCAGGACUAUGCCAUUAUCUUAUUUAUGUCUUAAAUGUCUAGGUAAGUGAUACUAGUCUUGUGAUGGUUUUUUUUUUUUUUUUGCACCCAUUGUCAGUGCUGCCUGAUUGUCAUCAGCCCCAUCUUCAGCCAGCUGACCUAGUCACCAAGAAUCUGUUGAGAGGGGCCAUCUUUAAGAUGUCCAUUGGGGUGGUGGACUUAAGUUCUUAUGUUUUCCUGCAUCUCUAUACACUCUCAGUAUAGCAGGGAAAAUUGGGGUAUGCAGUAAGCUAUCUGUGCUGGAUGACCCUUGCUUCCAUAAGGGAUGUUGCCAGCAGGCAGCUCUUCCCAUCACUCCACUGGAAAAAUCAUAGUAUCCCCGGUGUGCUUCCAGACCACCUUCAACCCUUUUCUUCCUCAGGGAGAGACUGGUGGGUCAUGUCCCUUCACUUCGCUCUCUCUCUCUCUCUGUUCCUGCCUAGGUCUUCGUGUGCCAAGGCUGCUAAUUGAAAUACAGUCACAUGGAUCACAUGGCUCCAUCAUCCCUCUGAUACUAUUUUAACCUGUAGAAUGAAAUCUAUUAUUUGUAGCACAGAUGCUACAUGAUAACAUGUCCUUGUUUUUUAAAACAGCAGCAUAAAGUUUAGUUAAGAAAUUUACUUAUCUGCUAACUGUUUGAAAAGAGAGGUACUGCUAGCCAUUCUGUAUAGUGGAAAAAAAAGUUCAAUUUAAGACAGUUGCUCUGUCAAUAAAAGCUCACACCAUUCCAAACA